Messenger RNA from Aureobasidium vineae, 1374 nucleotides. NCBI's taxonomy places the organism in Eukaryota, Fungi, Ascomycota, Dothideomycetes, Dothideales, Saccotheciaceae. The record is from the annotation of a GenBank genome assembly.
AUGGCCUCUCCGCCUGAUCCCCUUGUUAAACCGGCCUACAUCCUUUCAAUACCACACCUGGAGGCUGUGGAGAACUGCAUCUUGGGUAUCGCUCUUCGUCUCAUCUUGCUUGGCCGUGUAGAUGCUGCUCGCGAUUUUGUAGAGCUCUUCUACUCUCGUCCAGCACUCCAGAAUCUUGAAUUUGCGGGCAUGCGCGCCAUGGUGCCGUAUUGGCGCAAGACUCAUUUUCCCGCCGGCUUUCCCGAAAAGAUGAAGACAGAUGCCUACAUUAACGAAUACCUAAACUUGAAAGAUCGAGAAGGUCUACAAUGGCCCCAUUAUGUCCUGCAAGACCAGCGCACCGAAGACGAAGCCGGCAUUACUGCAAUCAUGUCGCCCGAAAAUGAUCACCCCAGCUCUUACAGGACGCAAGCCCCUAUAGUUGCUCUAGACCUUGCUGUCAAGUUGGCCGAGGAACGCGGUUUUGAUCCUUCCGCCGAUGCCAAGGUCCAUGAGAUUUUGGUGUCCCUUUUAGAACGCAUCUCCAACAAAUGGGAGGAUUGUUAUCUGGUCGAUUCUCCUCGUUGUGUACCGGUGUUCAUGUCCGGGGCUUUGGCCAAGAUAUGGGGACUGUCUGCUCAGGAACUUGACUCUCGAGCCGCCAAACUCCUUGAGGCAUCCCGACAGCGAUAUUGGCAUGGUCCGUCACCCCAAGGUCCCGACUCCAUGUCUGAGCUGCUUCAGUCGUGCAACGACGAUUCAGUGGCGAAAUCAGACUCGUUCUGUGAUGAGAUGGAUCAGGAACAACCCACUUCGCUCUACAAAGCACCCGCCACAGAACAGCAAAUUUCGGAUCUGGAACAAAGGCUCAACAUAACUCUCCCUGAUGAUUUCAAGACCUUCCUGCGUAGUAGUAAUGGGUUUGGAGGCAUCUGGAAUGGCUACUUCCCUGGUCCGCCUCUUCGCUCCACGGAUGAGAUCGACUGGCUCGACUACAGUGAAUACGAGCUUGUGUUUGAUCAACUAUCUCAUCCUUGGCUCGCCAACUACCAGAAAGAUCUUCCAACACACGGCGAAGAGUUUCCUGAGCCUCCCAUCUUCACCAAUGUUAUCUGUGUAGCCAGCGAAGACAUCGAUGAUGUAUGGCUUAUCCCUCCUCAAAUGAUGCAACAGAUGCGUGAACACUACAAGAAGGUGUACGAGAUGUUGAAUGACGACGGGAAACGAAUCAUCGAGCGGUCUAUCGAUGACUUUGCUGGCAGCUGGGAUGAAUGGGAAACGCUGGACUGGGGAUGUGUCUAUUGGGCAUGCGGCGGCUCUGCUACAUUGAUCUGCUUCAAGAGUUUCAAGGCUUGGCUGGAGGACCAGGCUUGGGAUGUGAAGGACAGAGAGUGA